Lampris incognitus (smalleye Pacific opah) is the source of this 3410-nucleotide messenger RNA. RefSeq names its product inner membrane protein, mitochondrial (mitofilin) (gene immt). Gene Ontology annotation, cellular component: MICOS complex. Gene Ontology annotation, biological process: cristae formation. NCBI's taxonomy places the organism in Eukaryota, Metazoa, Chordata, Actinopteri, Lampriformes, Lampridae. The record is from RefSeq and is a predicted model, not a curated record. Bases 173 to 2491 code for a protein of 772 amino acids. The transcript has 14 exons.
GUGUCAUUGACAGUCACACCGUCGAGCUUGCCUCUACCAGUUGGGCGACUGCGCAUGCGUCCCCUUCUUGCUGGGUUUUUGAAGCAGAGCGUAAAGGUUGACCGGUUCCAGAAUGAGCGACUGAUCGGUAAAUAGGCAUCUUUUCCAGGCAGAGAGCGUUUGACCCAGCACCAUGCUGCGUGUGUGUGUGAAAGGCGCGGCCCGGUGCCUUGGCCGGAGAGGCGCCCCCCCCCAUCCUCAGCAGUUUCGGUUCUACACAGCAGGGGACACCGGCAGUUCUGCCGGUAAGGCUAUCUCUGCAGGUUUGGUGAUGUUAGGGAGUGGAGUGGGAAGUACAAUCCUGUAUGCUAAAUGGGACCCAAAGUUCAGAACCAUGGUGGAGAAGAAUGUGCCGUAUUCUGACAGGCUGUUUGAUGUGGCCCUGGGGCCCAGUUCCUACACGGCUGUUGCCCCCACCAAAAAACAGAAGCUGGACUUGUUUCAGCCCCCGUCCAUGAUGAGUAAGGAGGAAUCUUCCCCGACCAAACUAGAAGGUGUGAAAGAGAAGGAAGAGACAACAGAAGGCUCUGUCCUCCAGACCAGCCCUGCUGCAGCCCCCACAGGACAGAGUAUGGAGGAAGCUUCAACAGAAGUGUCCCAUAUCAUCUCAGCCAUCACUGAGGUUCCUUCAGUACCUGCUCCUUGCGACACUGAAGCCUCAGCACCCAAAGGGGAGUGUACGGAAUGUCACAGCCAUGACACAGAUCACAUUACCGCCCCGCUGGCUGAUGAAACGGCAGAAACUGGGACCGUGUUAACGGCUGAAGCGGAGAAACCACUGGAGGAGCGCCCUGUAGAGGAAGUGGCAGCAAGACUGGCUGAACAAGACCAGGAAGAGCAGGAUGUGUUGGCAUCUAUCUCAGCCAGUCUGGAAGAUUCCCUGGGCAGUGCAGCCAAGUCAACCCUCCAGGCUAUCGGAGCUCAGGAAGCAGCCCUGCAGGCUAUUGCCCUGCACACGCAGAAGCUGAAGGAGGCAAUGGAUGCACAGACCCCGCCUGAAGAACAUACAGCUGAAUGGAAGGAUCUAGAGGCUGCUGUGGCUGAGAGGAAUCGCUCUGCAGAUGAUGCUGGAGCUGCUCUUCUGAAGGCCAAGGAAUCACUGGAUUCUCUGAGGUCGAAGAUUGACGAAGUUAAAGGUUCAAAGGUUACUGCCACCCGCCCAUUGGUUUUGGCAGUAGAAGAAAAUCUCCACAGCAUGGUGGUGGACCUUGACCAGGUGGUAACCAAGGUGCAGUCUGCAGAGUCGGAGGCGAAGAUCAUCUCCCAGUACAGUGAACUGGUGAAUGAGGCCAAACAGCAGUUCCAGAAGGAGUUAAGCAGCAUCACUCCAGACAUCCAGGCCAACUGGAGGGGACUCGCUGGUAAACUGUCAGCAGAUGAUCUCAAUGCCCUGAUCACCCAUGCCCACCGUCGUAUCGACCAGCUAAACCGAGAGCUGGCCGAGCAGAGGGUCCGAGAGCAGAUCCAUAUAGAGGCAGCUCUGGAACAACAAAAACAAGUGGAUCAUAAAGCACUGGAGAAGGCUGUGAACACAGCCCUGGUCCACAGCAAGGAGGAGGCAAGACUCCAGCAUGAGAGGAAGCUGUCCGAGGUAAGAGAAGUGAUGGAGGCAGAGAUGAGGACCCAGCUACGCAGGCAGGCAGCUGCUCACACUGACCACCUCCGAGACGUGCUCAAAGUUCAAGAACAGGAGCUGAAAGCUGAAUCUGAGGAGGUCCUGAGCAGUAAGAUGUUGGAGCAAGAGACCCACUACCGUCGGCUGAUGCAGGAAGAGCUGGACAACUUCACGCUAGACAUCAACACUGCCUACGUCAGACUGAAGGGGAUAGAGGAUGCCAUAGACAGUCACAUCGUAGCUGAGGAGGAGGCUCGUAAAGCCCAUCAAUUGUGGCUGUCUGUUGAGGCCCUGAACUACACGUUAAAGACCGCUGGUGCCAAUUCCCCAACUGAGCCUCUACAAAGUGCCGUCGUGGCCAUCAGAGAAAGCUGCCAUGAAAACGAAUUUGCCCAGGCUCUGGCCUCAGCUUUCCCUGAGGAAUCCUUGCAUCGUGGCAUUUACAGUGAGGAGUCCCUCCGCUCACGCUUCUACUUUCUACGAUCCCUGGCGCGGCGCGUUGCUCUUAUUGAUGAAUCCCACAAUUCCUUAUAUCAAUAUUUUCUGUCCUAUCUUCAAGCUGCACUCCUUUUUGAGGAGAAAGAGGAAGCACCACCUACCCAAUUUACCAGUAAGGAUUUAGACCCAUUUAAAAUUAUUUCAUAUGCAAGUUACUGCUUAGAACAGGGGGAUUUGGAGCUAGCCGCUAAACUACUCAACCAACUAAGAGGCGAGGCAAGGAAUGUGGUGCAAGGCUGGCUGACUGAAGCUAGGCUGACGCUGGAAACCAGACAACUUGUUAAUCUCCUGUCUGCUUACGCUAAUGCAGUUGGGCUAGGUACUACUCAAGCUCCAUAGGGUGGUUUUCCCAAGAAAACUCACCCUUGCCCUCCAUUCCCUAUAACCCCUAGCUCCACAGUCCAUUCUCUUUCCUGUUAACCCACACGACCUUAUCAGUUAUCCACACAUCUUCCUGUCCUCUCCUCCAGUGUACGAUCUCUCUUUCUCUGUAUAAAACAUCCCUCAAAGAUGCAUGCUUAUUUUAGCUCCUUCCUCUCUACCGGUCCCCAUCUCAUCCCUGCACAUACAUGAAGAUACGCUCAGCAUAGAAGCUCCUGAGUCCUACAGGCAAGGGCCGUAGGUAGUUUGGUCAUAUUAUUCUCUAGGUUAUACCAAAUCAAUGCCAUUUAUGUAGAAAUGUUUGUUUUGCAAAUGUAAAAAUACUGUCUACAGUGUCGCCCUGUUAGAAAGUCAGAAUUAAUCUCAACCACCACACGAAUAACCUGUUACUUGCCAACUGCCAUGGUGUAGGAUCCUGACACUGACAUAGCUUUCACUACUUCCUGCAAAUCUGUAGCUCUGCUCUUGAAUAAUGCUCAUUGCGUGACAUGACACAUUUGUAUGCCUAAUUGUUGUUUUCCUAUACUAAAUUCUGAGAUUCCCGUUUUCAAAUGUAGCGUAAAGGUAUCCACACUUCAUUUGUCUAAUUUAUGAUAUAUAUAUAAAUGAGAUGCUAAAGACACACCUUUAGUUUCAGAGCACUACACUAUUGUGGAAUGAGUGUUAAACCCAUUAGACGCUGUAAAAAGACCAUCACUCGGAUACAACCUGUCAUUUCUCCCAGACUUCAUCGUGUGUUUAUUUUUGGCAUUUAUCCAUUUAUUGGUGGUAGGUUUUGUGGAAAAUGGAACUGAUAAGUUGAAUGAUUGUGCAUUUUGUCAAGCUAAAUCUAAUUCACAUCAUUGCUGGAUCUAUAACAAUAAAUCAUGGGCAAGGA